CCAUAGAGACGGGUCUGUGAGGCCGCAUCCGGGCGAGAAGAUGGGAUACUUGCAGCUUUUGAUGGUGGAAAAUUUCAAAUCAUGGCGAGGGAAACAAUGCAUAGGACCGUUCAAGAAAUUUACAUGUGUCAUCGGUCCCAAUGGUUCAGGGAAAUCAAAUGUCAUGGAUGCACUUAGUUUUGUAAUGGGUGAGAAGACAUCUAAUUUGAGAGUGAGGCACAUCCAAGAACUGAUACAUGGAGCACAUAUCGGGAAGCCGGUUUCAUCUACUGGAAGUGUAAAAAUGGUGUACAUGGAGGAAAAUGGGGAAGAGAAAACAUUUUCAAGAAUUAUUCGAGGCAGUGGAUCUGAAUUCCUUGUUAAUGACAAGAUUGUCAGCAGAUCUGUUUAUACAAAGGAACUUGAAGAAAUUGGUAUAAUUGCUAGAGCAAGAAAUUGCCUGGUUUUUCAGGGUGAAGUUGAAACAAUUGCUAUGAAGAAACCCAAGGAAAGAACUCUACUUUUUGAACAAAUUAGUCAUUCAGGAGAACUUGCCGCUGAAUACGCAGAAAAGAAGAAGAAUAUGCAACAGUCAGAAGAAGAGGCACAGUUUAGUUAUAACAAGAAGAAAAACGUUGCAGCUGAGCGCAAACGUGCCAAAUUGGAGAAGGAGGAGGCAGAGCAUUACCAGAUGAUGUUUGACAAGUUAAGGGAAUGUAGAGAGAAACUGCAAACGUUCAAGCUGUAUCACAAUGAACAAAAAAUUAACUUACUGAACAACAAAUUGGCUGCAAAAAACAAGGAUAUUGAUUCUAACAAAGUUGCUGUUUCCCAUGCUGAAGAUGCAGUGGGAGCCAAGAAAAAAGUGCUUGGAGCAUUAAAUAGAAAACAGCAGCAGAUCGAAAAAGAAAUAAAGUCUCUGGAAAUUUUGCUGAAUCAAAAAAGACCUCAGUAUAUUAAAGCAAAAGAAAGAACCUCUUACCAAAUAAAAAAAGUAGAUACAGCUAAGAAAGAUUUAAGAGAUCAUAUGAAAGAACAGGCUAAGAUAGAAGAAAACAAAAAAGAGCUAGAGACAGAACUGAAGGAUAUUGAUAAAGCUUGGAAAGCAUAUGAAAAAAAGGUUGAAGAGGAGGCACUGCACCAAGGGAGAGAUGUUUUGCUGGAAGAAAGUCAGGUAUGUAAAUAUAAGGAGCUGAAAGAACUAGUUAGGAGAAAAGUAGCUGUAUUGACUCAGCAACUGGAAAAACUGCACUUGGAGCAAAAGGCAGAUGAAGACAAGAUGGCAUUUGAGCAGCGAAAACAGAGAGAAAUUGAGGCAAGUGUGAAGCAAGUUAUGCAACAGAUAGAAGAUCAUGAAAAGCGGAUAGAGAAGUUGACAGAGUAUAGCAGCACAUGUGUUGAAUCUUUAGCAGAGAAAAAACAGGAAGAAGUAACACUCACAAACGAAAUUGAAAGGUCAAAGAUACGAAUGACUGAGUUAAACGAAGAACUGAAUAAAAUUGUCAGUGACCUGCAUAAUGCAAAAAUCGAUGUCCAUGAGGGGAAACGCCAGAAGACGAGGGCUGAAAACUUGGAGAGCCUUAAAAGACUAUAUCCUGGUCACGUGUUUGGAAGACUGCUUGAUUUGUGUCACCCUAUCCAUAAAAAAUAUCAGCUUGCUGUCACCAAGGUUUUUGGCAGGUAUAUGGUUGCGAUUGUUGUGGCUUCAGAAAAAGUAGCUCGAGACUGUAUUCGUUUCCUCAAGGAACAAAGAGCUGAGGCUGAAACUUUCCUUCCUUUAGAUUACAUUGAGGUAGAACCAAUCAAUGAACAGUUGAGAGAGAUAAAAGGAACUAAAAUGAUGAUUGAUGUUAUACAGACAUCAUUUCCUGCACUGAAGAAAGUAAUUCAGUUUGUUUGUGGGAACGGUUUAGUAUGUGAUACAGUAAAUGAAGCAAGACAAACAGCAUUUGAAGGACCAUACCGACUUAAAACAGUGGCUCUGGAUGGAACUUUAUUUUUGAAAUCUGGUGUAAUCUCUGGCGGCUCAAAUGAUUUGAAAAAGAAAGCUAGAUACUGGGAUGAAAAAGAGGUGAAUGAACUUAAAGAGAAGAGAGAGAAGCUGAUGAAUGAACUAAAGGACUUGGUGAAAAUCAAGCGCAAAGAGACUGAUUUAAAGCAGUUGCAAGCUCAAUGCCAAGGAAUUCAAACACGACAUAAAUAUUCGCAAAAUGAACUAGAAGUUCUUAAAAAAAAACACAUUGCUAAUUUCUAUAAGGAAAAAUCUGUGCUGGAAAGUGUACUGUUAAAUAGCCAGUCACAACAUGUGAUGUUGAAUGAAGGAGUUUUACAAAGAGCUGUAAAAAUGGAUGAACUCCAAAAGAAAAUUAAUGAGGUGGAAGACAAUGUUUUCCGUGAAUUCUGUGCAGAGAUUGGAGUAGACAAUAUUCGUGUAUAUGAAAAAGAACAUUUGCAAGAGCAGGAAGAAAUUGACAAGAAGAGGUUUCAGUUUGAAAACCAGAAGACACGACUGAGUGCUCAGCUUGAGUAUAUUUGCAGCUUGGUAGACAAGGCGGUGAAGAAGAAUAACACGUUAAAGGAGAACAUUUGCAAAGAUGAAGCUUAUAUUAUUAGCCUGAAAAAGGAUGAGGAAAACUUUUUACAAAUGGUAGAGGAAGUUAUGGUGGAACUGCAACAGCUUAAGGAAAGGUGGAAUGUUAAUAAGGCUGAUAUUGCAGAAGCACAGAAUCAAGUAGAGGAAUCAAGGAUGGCAUCACUAACUCUAACAAGAGAGUUGGCAAAGUUGCAAAAGGAAGGUAUUGCCAUCGAGACCUCUCUCGAACAGAAAAAGUUAGAAAGGCAUAAUACCUUUCUUGAUUGCAAACUCCAGGACUUAAAGAUAGGACUUCUGUUGGGAUCUUUGGAUGACAUUAGUGAAAUAGAGCUGGGAUCUGAUACUGAAACUACAGAAAUGACGGCUGAUAUCUAUGAAAGAGAACAGGCAAUUCUUGUAGACUAUAGCAAUCUUGCAAAAGAGCUAAAGGACUUGCGCUCCGACAAAGAUAUUGAAACUCACCUAGCACAACUUCAGCAGGAAAUAUCAUCUAGAGAAAAUGUUUUAUCAAAAACAGCAGCACCGAAUAUGAGAGCACUUGAGAGAUUACAUGUUGUUAUAGGCAGAUUUCAAGAAUCGGUUGAUGUGUUUGAGACUUGUAGGACAGAAGCCAGAAUAUGUAGGCAGGAAUUUGAGAAGGUGAAGAAAAGGAGAUAUGAGCUGUUCAGCCAGUGUUUUGAACAUGUGUCAGUAGCUAUAGAUCAGAUCUACAAGAAACUCUGCAGAAACAAUAGCGCUCAGGCAUUUCUUAGUCCCGAAAAUCCCGAGGAGCCUUACUUGGAAGGUAUUGGCUAUAACUGUGUAGCUCCUGGAAAAAGAUUUAUGCCAAUGGACAACCUGUCAGGUGGUGAAAAAUCUAUUGCAGCUUUGGCUCUUGUGUUUGCAAUACACAGCUUUAGACCUGCCCCCUUUUUUGUUUUGGAUGAAGUAGAUGCAGCACUAGAUAACACAAACAUUGGCAAGAUAUCCAGCUUCAUUAAAGAGCAGGCCCAAGAAAAGUUUCAGAUUAUUGUUAUUUCUCUAAAGGAAGAGUUUUAUUCUGAAGCAGAUGCUUUAAUUGGAGUCUGGCCUGAGCAAGAAGAUACUGUCUUCAGUCAAGUAUUGAGCCUGGAUCUUACCCUGUAUCGAGAGUCUGAUGAUGAAAAUGAAAGGCAACCGAAAGGCAGAAAGAGCUCUGCAUUGAAAUAUGAUAUAAAGUGAAUUUGUGGCUGUGGGCUUUUGUUUAACCACGGUGUGACAGGUUUGAAUGUUACCGAUUAGAAUUCAGUAUAAAACUAAAUUCACAUAUAUUUAAUGUGAGAACUGGUUGUUUAGCAUUAUAUUAAUAUGCUUAUUCUCUGUGGAAGUUUAACUGCUAAAAUUUGUAAUAGCUGUGGCCCUACGUAGGCAUUAGAUACAGUUUCCUGGUGUAUCUUAUCAAAAAGAAAAGCUGCUGG
Molecule: messenger RNA, 4008 nt
Organism: Lacerta agilis (Sand lizard)
Lineage: Eukaryota; Metazoa; Chordata; Lepidosauria; Squamata; Lacertidae
Gene: SMC1B
Product: structural maintenance of chromosomes 1B
Exons: 26
Coding region: 41-3772 (1243 amino acids)
Biological process (GO): sister chromatid cohesion
Cellular component (GO): chromosome; nucleus; cohesin complex
Molecular function (GO): ATP binding; protein binding; DNA binding
Source: RefSeq, a predicted model, not a curated record